AUGGGUAGGCUCAUCAAGAACCACUGGGGAAGGUUGAUCAUCCUCACUGCCUCAGCUUACCAGAUCGCGAGCGCAAUCGAAGGCUUCAUCUGGCCCAAAGUCUUCUGGGACUUCAUCUCCAAGAACUUGGACGCCGCCGUCGACCCGAUCCCCGUCCUCCAAAUCCUCAACUUAAUAAUGGGCCUCGUCGGUUUAGCCUGGGAAUGGCCACUAAAGCCACUAGCAGGGUCUUUGCCACAUCGCAGCAUCGAAAUCCGACUCAUCAUAUACCCACUCAGCGCUCUACUUGCGGCCCUACUAUAUCAGGGCACCGACCCUGCGAUAUACUACCUGGUCGGCAUUGGUGUGUAUUUUUGGGCCUACAGCGAAGGCGAGGUUGUAUGUCCGGAGCCUUGGACAUUACCAAAGAGGUCAAGGGUACUAAAAGCAUAA
Molecule: messenger RNA, 432 nt
Organism: Penicillium cinerascens
Lineage: Eukaryota; Fungi; Ascomycota; Eurotiomycetes; Eurotiales; Aspergillaceae
Exons: 3
Coding region: 1-432 (143 amino acids)
Source: RefSeq, a predicted model, not a curated record